Molecule: messenger RNA, 1953 nt
Organism: Amoebophrya sp. A120
Lineage: Eukaryota; Dinophyceae; Syndiniales; Amoebophryaceae
Source: the annotation of a GenBank genome assembly
GUAGUGCGUGUGCGCUCAUUUUUUUCUUCCCGAGGAAAAUUUGCCGAAUGGCUAAACCAGCGUGUUGCUCACAAUAAACUAGAACUUGAUUUCUUAGGGAAAUAAACACACGAUUAUACGAGCGACUGCGAAAAGGAAAAGCUUUCGAUUAUUCAACAUAGACCUUUCUACUUCUCCUGUACGGCACUGCCAUCAUGUCAUCUCUACUCUAACUAUCUCUCUUUUUGGAUUGCAAGUUGAAGUGCAAAACGCAAACCACACGUUUUCCCGAGAACUCACUGUCACUUUCUGCCAUCCCUCGUCCUCUUCUUUGUUUUAUAUCGACCUGCACCUGAAGCUGAAUCGUCCUCGCCCUCGCGUCCUUGUUCGGCUUCACGGUGGAAAAGGAAAUGCCGGGAUCUUCCUCUUCGUCCUCUUCCGGUUCAAGCGUCGCUGUGGUGCCAACGACCAGUGUCGCAGAAGUGAACUUUGUACAUGGUGCGGGAAAUUACUCUUAUUGUUUGCAAAGGGGCGCCGUCGCCCCCAAGGAUGAGAACAAGACCAGCAUCUUCGCAACGGUGGCAAUUUCCAACGUGAUGCAUCUUCUCAAUGGGUUUCUGUCCUCGCAGGAGAUUCAGUACGUGCUUAGCGACAUGACUGGCAAGGCCGUCUUCGCGGUAAAGGGGACGAGGAGCGCACUAGCCGAAUACACUUGCACUUGGGCCGCUUGCACAUUCGAAGCAUCAAAUGCAUUCGAAAACGUCGAGAAUGGGCAGCAGGCAGCUUUGAUCUUCACCCAGGGCCGACAGUCACUGCAUACCCUCUUGCCCGCCGCCCCAGCGAACGAGACGACGAGUCAGACAUCAGAGGAGGGCAGCAGGAAGAGACAGAGCAAGGAUGCACCACGGGAUGAAGGUACUACUGCGCAUACAAAAAUCCAUUUCAUAAUAUAAGUUAAUAGUAGCUAAAUUUUAUACUAGUAUAUGUUGAUGUUGUUGUACUAUGUCUUCUAUGUCACGUGUCAGCUUCUCGAUCCAUGCUGAGCAGUACUAGACAGAGCAGGAGUACUUGACCACAGAGCAGACAGAAAUUGUCGCAACAAAAUCCCCAGAUGACACGCUGAGUAAGAUCUUGUCAAGCGACGCAACGAAGGAGGGGAUGCGGCGCUUUUUGGCUUCGAGGACGUACGACGUGAAUCUGGGCGCUUACAUCUCCACCACGAACGGCCCGACACCCGUCGAGGUUCAGGCACUCGAGAACGCUCCGAAAGUUCCCGCUUUCGUCACGAAAGCAACUUUCGUUAGCAACAGGAAGCCCAAGUUUCUCUACAAGCUGACCGCCUUGGGGGAGCUUGCGAAAAACAAGGUAAUAGAGGAACAGAAAGAGGCGGAGGAGGAGAGUCGAAAGAAAAAAAAGAAGAAGCGCGUAGGUUCCUGACCCGUCGGCGGUGGCAUCCUCGCCGCGGAAGAUCGUUGGCUGUAUUUCAUCUGUCUAGGUUUCGGCUUCGUGUCUGAUUUACGAUCUAAGCACUCUGAUUAUUGUAGAUCAUCGCAUGCGCAUGCCAUGUAUUUCUACAGUCGGUCCGUAAAGAAAAAAAAAGAGGCAAGAAAAGUGGCUACUGUUUCAGAUAUUUAUAUACUUCUGGUGAAGAAUGAAGAGAAGUCGAAGUCGCGAUAGAAUCUAUAUUUUGCAACGAUAAAAAUCCACAUGCUUAUGCACGACAUAGAAUCAGAAGUAGCAGGGUUGACACACAUACAUGCUUUGCUUCUGCAAGUAGCGUGUGUAUUUCGUGGUAAAUUUCUACACUCCCUUCUGCGAAACCGAGACAAUACACAUAAUUUAUUCUGCUUUUCGUAUAUCAAUUUUUGUCGCUUGAUAAUGACUCGACGAAAGAUUUUUUUGUGGUAUUGCAUGAAAAUAAAGAUUUUUUUGUGGUAUUGCAUGAAAAUCUUCGAAAAAAUGAUUGUUGAGGCG